AUGGAAAGGUUUAGACCGGAUAUCGUGGACGAAGAAAAUCGUCCUCAAAGUGUAUCCAACGAAAAAAUGUUUAAAAAAUACGAUUUUAUCAUCAUCGGAGCUGGAUCAGCCGGAUGUGUUGUUGCCAACAGAUUAACGGAAAUAACAAACUGGACCGUUUUGUUGGUGGAAGCUGGAGUCGAUGAAACUUUUCUCAGCGAACCACCAAUGACGUUUAGAGCUUUACAAAAAAGCGAAAUGGAUUGGCAAUUUCAAACGGAACCAUCCGGAAAUUCUUGUCUUUCGAUGAAGAACAAAAGAUGUAAUUGGCCAAGAGGUAAAAUAAUGGGAGGUUCGAGUACAAUAAAUGGUAACAUAUACGUCAGAGGAAAUAGAAAAGAUUACGAUUUAUGGGAAAGGAUGGGAAAUAACGCUUUCAUUAGGCCAAUUGUCAAAAGGAAAAAUUUACACAUAUUGAUGGAAACACACGCGGAAAAAAUAUUGAUAAGAAAAAAAAAUAAAAAAGCCUACGGAGUGUCGUUAAGAAUGAAAAAUAAUAAAUUGAAAAAGGUUUUUGCUAAAAAAGAAGUCAUACUAUGUGCCGGAUCAAUACAAUCUCCACAAUUAUUGAUGCUGUCUGGCGUUGGACCAAAAAAUCAUCUUAAAAAAAUUGGAAUACCCGUUAUAUUAAAUUUAAAAGUCGGUUUUGUACUUCCAAAAUUAUUAAACGUCGAAACUUUAAAUAAAUUUUUAUUUAAACAAGAAGGUCCAUUAUAUUGUUUUCCAGAUAUUGAAGUUAUUGGUUUUGUUAGUACAAAGUAUGUUAAUCCGAGAUUAGAUUGGCCCGACAUACAAAUCAUGGGUUCUACUUACGCAGAAAAUGUUGACGGUGGUAUUUUCAGUAAAAAAAGUUUAGGUUUGACCGAUGAAUAUUUUUCUCGAUGUUACGGUCCGUAUUUAUUUAAAGAAGCAUUUACUGUUACGCCAUUGUUAUUAAGACCCAAAAGCAAAGGUAAAAUUUUAUUAAAAAGUAAAAAUCCAAAAGAUCAUCCGUUGAUUUAUCCAAAUUAUUUCGAACACGAAGACGACAUAAAAACUUUGGUGGAAGGUAUGAAAAUAGGAGAAUCGUUGGUUAAUACGAACGCAUUUAAAAAAUAUAAACCUGUUUUGACGGACACUAAAAUACCAGGUUGUGAAAAAUUUGAUAAACCGAGCGAUGAAUAUUAUGCGUGUCAAGCCAAACAUCACACAAUGACCAUAUAUCAUCCUGUGGGUACUUGUAAAAUGGGUCCUGAUAAUGAUGAUACCGCUGUUGUAGAUUCAAGGCUAAGAGUUCGUGGUAUAUCUAAUUUAAGAGUCGUUGAUGGUUCUAUUAUGCCAACCAUAGUGAGUGGAAAUACAAAUGCUCCGAUUAUAAUGAUUGGAGAAAAAGCAAGUGAUAUGAUAAAAGAAGACUGGAGAGUUUAA
Molecule: messenger RNA, 1446 nt
Organism: Pediculus humanus corporis (human body louse)
Lineage: Eukaryota; Metazoa; Arthropoda; Insecta; Psocodea; Pediculidae
Product: glucose dehydrogenase, putative
Exons: 6
Coding region: 1-1446 (481 amino acids)
Molecular function (GO): flavin adenine dinucleotide binding; oxidoreductase activity, acting on CH-OH group of donors
Source: RefSeq, a predicted model, not a curated record